Molecule: messenger RNA, 495 nt
Organism: Melitaea cinxia (Glanville fritillary)
Lineage: Eukaryota; Metazoa; Arthropoda; Insecta; Lepidoptera; Nymphalidae
Product: ejaculatory bulb-specific protein 3-like
Exons: 3
Coding region: 58-429 (123 amino acids)
Source: RefSeq, a predicted model, not a curated record
AGUACACUGCACCAAGCGUGAAAGAAUACAGUAGUCCUACAACAACGAAACAUCAAGAUGAAGCUCCUGAUUGUACUCGCAUUUGUGGCGGUGGUCGCCGCUCGACCUGAAGAUGACUACAGCCGCUACGAGAACUUCAACGUCGAUGAAAUUACGGGCAACACACGUCUGUUGAAAGCGUACUGCGAAUGUUUCCUUGGAGUCGGAAAGUGCACAGCCGAGGGCAAAGACUUUAAGAAAUGGAUUCCGGAAGCAAUACAAGACAAUUGCAGCAAAUGUUCUGAAAAACAAAAGGUUCUAAUUUCUAAGAUGAUCAUCGCAAUCCAAGAGCAAUUAUCUGAAGAGUGGGUAAAGCUUAACAAAGAAUUCAACCCUGACAGCAAAUACGAUGAAAAACUUAAAGAAUUCCUUGCCAAAUACGGACACUAAAAUUAAACAAAAUUUUUAUUUGUAAUUGUAUGGUUGCUUAAUUGACAUGUGAUAAAUAAAUAAUAC